Messenger RNA from Drosophila obscura, 1678 nucleotides. RefSeq names its product probable 26S proteasome non-ATPase regulatory subunit 3 (gene Rpn3). Gene Ontology annotation, biological process: regulation of protein catabolic process; ubiquitin-dependent protein catabolic process. Gene Ontology annotation, cellular component: proteasome regulatory particle, lid subcomplex; proteasome complex. Gene Ontology annotation, molecular function: enzyme regulator activity. NCBI's taxonomy places the organism in Eukaryota, Metazoa, Arthropoda, Insecta, Diptera, Drosophilidae. Bases 116 to 1606 code for a protein of 496 amino acids. The record is from RefSeq and is a predicted model, not a curated record. The transcript has 2 exons.
AGGUAUAUUUCUGAGGGUCACACUGCAUUACUAGGCAUUUUUGAUAUCGUUUGGAAAAAAAAUACGAAAAGUCGUCAAUUUAAUUGAAUAAAUUGCAAAUUAAACGUGCUAAAACAUGACUAACGCUGCAGAUAUUGGCACUCAGGAUGUUGAGAUGGAGGUUGAUCCUCCAACGACCGAAGUAUCACUGGCGGACGAAAAGAAAAACCAAGAUGUGGCCGCUGUCCAAGAAAUACGCGAGCAAAUACGCCAAAUCGAAAAGAGUGUCGCUUCGAAGGAGUCGCGAUUCAUCUUGCGCGUACUGAGAAAUUUGCCCAACACCCGACGCAAGCUGAACGGCGUUGUGUUCCGCAAUCUGUCGCAGAGCAUCUACCCAGCUGGCGCGGAUCGCGAAGCUGCACUGGCUCUGAUGCCCGCUGUCGAGAAGGACGCCACCGAGCUGCCUGAUGUGGGUAAAAAACUGGUGGCUACCAAGGCACCGAUAGCCGAGGUGGAUGCCUACUUCUAUCUGCUGCUGCUGGUCAAAUUGAUUGACGCCAACGAUUUGAAACGCGCCGGUACGUGUGCCGAUGCCUUGAUGGCCAAAAUAUCCAUCCAGAACCGUCGCACCCUGGACCUGAUCGGGGCCAAGUCCUAUUUCUACUUUUCGCGAGUUGCUGAGCUCAACAACGCCUUGGAGGGCAUUCGCGCCUUCCUGCACGCCCGCCUGCGUACCGCCACACUGCGCAACGACUUCGAGGGUCAGGCAGUGCUAAUUAAUUGCCUGCUCAGAAACUAUCUGCACUAUGCCCUGUACGACCAGGCUGACAAGUUGGUGAAGAAGUCCGUCUACCCCGAGUCGGCCAGCAACAAUGAAUGGGCCCGUUUCCUCUACUAUCUGGGUCGCAUCAAGGCCGCUAAGUUGGAGUACAGUGACGCACACAAGCAUCUGGUCCAGGCCCUGCGCAAAUCGCCCCAGCAUGCGGCCAUCGGAUUCCGCCAGACCGUGCAGAAGCUGAUUAUUGUGGUGGAACUGUUGCUGGGCAACAUUCCCGAGCGCGUUGUGUUCCGCCAGGCGGGACUACGACAGUCGCUUGGUGCAUACUUCCAGCUCACUCAGGCUGUGCGUUUGGGCAACCUGAAACGCUUCGGUGACGUCGUGUCGCAGUACGGACCCAAGUUCCAGCUGGAUCACACAUUCACACUGAUCAUCCGCUUGCGUCAUAAUGUGAUCAAGACUGCCAUCCGUUCGAUUGGUCUCUCGUACUCGCGAAUCUCGCCCCAGGAUAUCGCCAGGCGCUUGAUGCUGGACUCGUCCGAGGAUGCCGAGUUUAUUGUGUCCAAGGCCAUACGCGACGGUGUAAUUGAGGCCACCCUGGAUCCCGCACAGAACUACAUGCGCAGCAAGGAGAGCACCGACAUUUACAGCACACGCGAGCCCCAGUUGGCCUUCCACGAGCGCAUCUCGUUUUGCCUGAAUCUACACAAUCAGAGCGUCAAGGCUAUGCGCUAUCCGCCCAAGUCGUACGGCAAGGAUCUGGAGAGUGCAGAGGAGAGACGCGAGCGUGAGCAGCAGGACCUGGAAUUGGCCAAGGAGAUGGCUGAAGAUGAUGAGGAUGGUUUCUAAGCUUCUGCAGUUUCUUUGUACUUGUAUUCAUUUUUCAUAGAAAUAUAACCAGCAAUUAAAUAAGAGUAAAAA